Trichogramma pretiosum is the source of this 2279-nucleotide messenger RNA. Its product is annotated as glucose dehydrogenase [FAD, quinone]-like. NCBI's taxonomy places the organism in Eukaryota, Metazoa, Arthropoda, Insecta, Hymenoptera, Trichogrammatidae. The coding region runs from base 255 to 2117 and encodes 620 amino acids. The record is from RefSeq and is a predicted model, not a curated record. The transcript has 2 exons. Gene Ontology annotation, molecular function: oxidoreductase activity, acting on CH-OH group of donors; flavin adenine dinucleotide binding.
CUGUGUACGUUCUGUGUGCCUGAAAUUCAUCAAGGCGGUAUUAUUGUACGUAAACACAACGAUAUAAUUGUAACAAUAAUAAUUUUCGCGCGCCUAAAACUGCCAGCCGUUAGAGACGUACUUAGUAGUGUGUGCCCGGCGCCCGACCUAACGUACCUCGUCGUAUCUUCUCGGCCCUCGACCAUCGUUAAAAUUUAAAAAAAAAAAAUAAAAUAAUUGUGCGUACGUAUAACAAUAAUAAGUAAGUAAAUAAAAUGUGGCACCCGGCACCGUACGCGGGCAGCUGUCCCGCCCAGACGAUGACGUUCCUCACGUUCGUCAUGGCCAACAUGGGCCUCAGCACGGACUCGCUCUUCACGCCGGCGGCCCAGUCGCCGCCGAUCGAUCAGCAGCAGCAGCCACAGUCACACUUCUACGACUUCAUCAUCGUCGGCGGCGGUAGCGCCGGCUGCGUCCUGGCCAAUCGACUCUCGGAGAUCAGCGACUGGCGUAUUUUACUGCUCGAGGCCGGCGAGGAGGAGCCCAACGUCGCCAAGGUGCCCGGCUUCUGGCCGAUACUGCGCAAAAGCAGCAUCGACUACGCGUACCAGUCGGCGCCCGAGAGGAGGGUGUGCCAGGCGAUGCCCGGCAGGGCGUGCAAUCUGCCCCGGGGCAAAGUGCUGGGCGGCACCAGCACCAUCAACGACAUGAUCUACGCGCGCGGCAACAAGGCGGAUUACGACGAGUGGGCCGAGAUGGGCAACGAGGGCUGGUCGUACGAGGACGUGCUGCCGUACUUCAAAAAGUCCGAGGAUCUCAGGGAUGCGGAGAUCCUGAAGGAGAGCGGCCCCCGGUAUCGCGGCACCGGCGGCUACCUCAAGAUCGAGAAGCUGCCCCACGACGACCCCAACACCCGAGUGCUCCUCGACGCCUGGAAGGAGCUCGGCCUGCGCGAGAUCGACUACAACGGCGCCGAGCAGCUCGGUGCGGGUCGCAUCCAGCACACCGCGAUCCACGGCACCCGGCUCAGCAGCAACGGCGCCUUCAUCCGACCGAUCCGCGCCGAGCGUCCCAACCUGCACGUGCGCACGCGAUGCACGGUGCGCCGCGUCAUCAUCGAUCAGCAGGCCAACUGUCGAGCCAUCGGCGUCGAGUACUCGGACGAGGUCGCGCACAAGGUGUACCACGCGAUGGCCAAGCGCGAGGUCAUCCUCUCGGCGGGCACCUACGAGUCGCCCAAGCUGCUGAUGCUGUCGGGUAUCGGGCCGAGGGUGCAUCUGCACGACGCCAAGAUACCGGUGAUGCGCCACCUGCCCCAGGUCGGCGAGAACUUUCACGAUCACGUGGCGCUGCUGCCGUACAAGUACCGGAUCGCCGAUCCGAGCCGGCAGAGGCCCCGCAGCAUGCGAGGCGUGCACAACGACCUCGUCUACUGGAUGCAGAUGAGGGAGGGACCCCUGGCGGGACUGGGAUUGGAGUCGACCCUCUCGUUUCAUCAGACGCCGCUGACCAACGUGACCGGGGCGCCGGACGUUCAGAUAGGCUUCGCCGGCCAGGUGGGCGCCGAUGUGCCCUGCGCCGAGGCCUUUGCCGCCAGCACGAUCUCGUACUACAACGAGAUCGGCCAGUUCGUGGCGCUGCUCAAGCCCAAGAGUCGCGGUAGCGUACGGCUGGAAUCGCGAGAUCCCUGGAUAGCCCCGCCCGUCAUCACGCACAACAGUCUCAGCCAUCCGGACGAUCUGGCGACGCUGCUCGAGGGCGUCAAGAUCGCCCGCAAAGUCGCCGACACCAAGGCCUUCCGCGCCGCGGAUUUCCGUAUCCUGCCGGGUGCUUUGUGCCCCCAACACAGCAUCGACACGCCCGAAUUUCUGGACUGCCUCGCCAAGAACUCGACGUUCCCGAUCUAUCAUCCGGUGGGCACUUGUCGAAUGGGCCGCGACUCGCGAGACAGCGUGGUGGACUCGAGACUGAGGGUGCACCGGGUCCCGGGCUUGAGGGUGGUGGACGCGUCGGUGAUGCCGACCAUAGUGAGGGCGAGUAUAAACGCGGCGGUCUACAUGAUCGCCGAGAAGGCCGCGGACAUGAUCAAGGAGGAUCAUCAAGUGAUGCAUAUGAUGCCGGCCGCAGCGGCGGCUUGAUCGUGUAAUGACUUUUUUUAUGUAUGUUUGUGACGCGCUUUAUUGUGUAAAAAUUGAACUAUUAUUAUAAUUAUUUUAUUUUUUAUGUAAAAUGUACAUAGACAACUAGUAAGAAUUUUGACUGAUUGUUUUUUUAACAUAAAGCUAGACGACGAUAUACGA